ACCUGGAAAGAUGGGGACACUCGGUUAAUGCUCCCUAAUUUAUUGUAUGCAUUUAGAGAGAAAUUAUUAUUCCUGGAAAUAUACAAAUACAUACAUCAAUGCAUUCAAAGCACCCUUGAUGCCUAACCACAUUUAUGUAUUUAUAUAUACAUAUUGGUUAAAUUUAAUGUCUUUAUUAACCAAACACCUCAGUUACAAACUAACCUCGCACCAGAGCAGACAAUCAAAUCACACAUUUCUUUAAAUUGAAAAUAUAAGAACUUGUGUGCAAAAUAAAGUUGACAAAUUGUGACUCAUUACCAUCAGCACGUGCUGACUUAAGUAUUGGAUAGUUAAUUAAUUGCGUAACACAUUUUUUAACAAUAUUAAAUUCAUUCAAAAUUCCUACAAGAAUUAUGGACGCUGAAGAAGUGCGUGAUCCUAAACGAAUCCAGUAUUGCGAUGAAAGAAAUUCUGCAGAUUUGUCAGGCCUGCUGGAAUCCCUGAACGUCCGGGAUGACAUGGAUAGCGGUGUUGCGAGCACGGUCAACAAUGGUAUUCCUAUGAUGCAAACUGGGGUCAACGCUCAUGGCUCGAAUCAAGUCGUUCAGGGACAUCCUGUCAACAAUGUUUUGCCAGCCAAUAAUCAACUAAAGGCUCCACCACCGUCAAAUUUAGAUCCGGAAAAGCGAAGACUCAUCCAACAACAACUUAUCCUGCUCCUGCAUGCACACAAGUGUCAGAAACGGGAAAGUGAAGUUCCAAGUUGUGGAGAAUGUACCCUUCCGCAUUGUGGGACCAUGAAGAACGUAUUGGCGCACUUGACUAACUGCCAGGCCGGAAAAUCUUGCCCGGUCACUCACUGUUGGUCUUCUCGGCAAAUCAUAUCGCAUUGGAAACAUUGUACGCGAUCAGACUGCCCUGUCUGCCUUCCGCUCAAACAGGCUGACCGCAAUAGGGCCAAUCCAACUAAUAUUUAAGUAUCGGGAGCAGGACAACUUUAAAAUGAGCGCCAAUAAUGUACAUAAACCGGAAUUUCGAAAUACAUACAAAAAUUGAUUUUGUUACGAUUUGCACAGUUUGGGGAAGUGAUUUUUGUGAGUUAAACGGUUCCAAUAAUUUGGUCCAACUCCGGCCCUAGUGGGAGGGGCCCAAAGUCGCUUUUUUUCUCUACAAUCCGAAUCGAACGUUUUUGGAAAUUUGACAAAUAAAUUUCAAAAAAUAACUUUUGGAUGAAAAUUUCUAGUGUCACAUUACCCCGUAAAUGGAGUAUCAAAUUAUUGGUACCCUUACAUUCACAAAAAUCAUGUUUGCAAACUGCAAAUCUUAACAAAAUCAAUUCUUUUAGUGGCUUUCGAGAUUCCGGUUCACAUUAUUGCUACUCAAAUAUAAUAAACUUGCGUAUAAGCCCGUCUCCUGCCGGGCAUCAGUUAUCCGAUUUUCAAAGGUCCACCAAUUAAAUUUGUUUUACUCAUAUAUUUUUAACUAAAACUAUUUCUUCGUAAACGGAAAUGAACGGAAUUUGUAAGGAACGUUAAACAACUUACAUAUGCA
Molecule: messenger RNA, 1533 nt
Organism: Folsomia candida
Lineage: Eukaryota; Metazoa; Arthropoda; Collembola; Entomobryomorpha; Isotomidae
Product: histone lysine acetyltransferase CREBBP
Exons: 4
Coding region: 396-959 (187 amino acids)
Biological process (GO): positive regulation of transcription by RNA polymerase II
Cellular component (GO): transcription regulator complex; histone acetyltransferase complex
Molecular function (GO): histone acetyltransferase activity; transcription coactivator activity; chromatin DNA binding
Source: RefSeq, a predicted model, not a curated record